AUGUCGGAAUCGAGUCCAUUGGAUGCGUCCUUUGUCGUUGUGGACAGGGAUGCGAGCGCUACGGGUGCUGCACCACGCCUGAAUCCGACGAAUGCGCCGGCCUCUAGCAAAAGCGGUCCUAUCCCGCCCAAAACCGCCCACGUACCCUACGCUCAUGACUGGUCGAAGGAAGGCACGAACGGUGGAAUUAGUGUGCAAGGGCGGCACUUUGUGGAUGGCCUCGGCAGGAUCUGCAGCUUGCGCGGCGUGAACCUUUCUGGCUCGAGCAAGACGCCAGUGAAUCAUGACCACGAGCGCUUCCCGGCCGAUCACGAAGGCGUCACAUUCGUCGGCCGUCCGUUCACGCUUGAAGAGGCACCGCAGCACUUUGCAAGACUCCGACGGUGGGGGCUGACUUUUGUCCGAUUCCUCGUCACUUGGGAAGCGGUUGAGCACGCUGGCCCUGGACAGUAUGACCACGAGUACCUCACCUAUAUCCGUUCUCUCCUGUCGCUGCUCCCACAGUACGGGCUGGUCGCCUUCGUCUCGCUUCACCAGGACGUCUGGUCGCGUUACUCCGGCGGCUCAGGUGCGCCUGCAUGGACGUUGGAGCAGGUCGGCUUCGAUCUGCAUGCUUUGGAAGAUACGGGAGCCGCGUGGCUGGUCGGUGUCAAAGGCGGUGGCCACGUCGAAGCCGAGCGAGGCAUAUGGCCGUGCGGAUACCAGAAACUGGCCGCGGCCACCCUCAACACAUGUUUCUGGGCAGGCGAUACGUUCACACCAAAGCUGAAGGUCAAGGCGAAGGAUGGCACGGAGACGUCUGUGCAGCAGUUCUUGCAGAACGCCUUCCUGAACAUGUGGGACCAAGUUGUGAAGGCCGUCGGUGACCUUCCCGCUGUCCUGGGCUUUGAGAUCAUGAACGAGCCCCAUCGCGGAUAUGUGGAAUUGAAGUCCCUCCACGAAUUCGUGUACGAAACCGACUUACAUUUAUCCCACGUUCCAUCCGCCAUGCAGUCCUUCUUACUCGGUUCCGGUCACCCAACUCGCGUCGGACAUUGGACGCGCUCCUUCCCUAUGCCUACCCGACUUACGGGCUCAGAAGUGCUUAAUCCACACGGCAAAACGUGCUGGCGUGCCGACGGGCCUACCUCCGGUCAAUGCAUCUGGGAGAUGCACGGCGUCUGGGGAUGGGACAAGAGGAAGGAUGAAGGAGUCGUGUUGAGGGAGAGCUACUUCGUCAAGCACCCGAUGACCGGCAAGAAGGUGGAGUGGUAUGAGGACUACUAUUACCCAUUCGUGAAGAAGUGGGCGGAGAGGGUGAGAGGCGUCGCGGGCGCGGACAAGAUAGUCUUUGUGGAACCGAUACCGAACGAAUUCUGCCCGGAGUCUUGGACCCCCGAGCGCCGACCGGCGAACUUGGUUUACGCUCCUCACUGGUACGAUCUCAAUGCCCUGUUCGCCAAGGCUUUUGGAGAUUUCACCGUGAACGUGCAAGCUCUCUCCCGAGGCGCCUUUCCUCUCAAUACGUUCUACUGGGGCCAGCGCGGGGCCCGUGACAACUACGCCCUGCAAAUGAAGAACAUCGUCGAAGCUGGCUACCGUGCACUGGGCGAGACCCCGGUCAUCAUUGGCGAGUGUGGAAUACCGAUGGACAUGAACAAAGGUGAAGCCUUCAAGUCCGACAACUGGGAAUGGCAAGGUCGGAUGAUGGACGCCAUGAUGACCGCGCUCGAGCGUGCGCUCAUCGGUUUCACCCUGUGGAACUACAAUCCAGACAAUGCGGAUCAUAUUGGCGAUGACUGGAAUGGCGAGAACUUCUCGUGGUUCAGUCGGACGCGGGCGUUGCCUAAAGAGUUCCUACUGGAGGACCAGACCUCUGCGAGUUUGGACCAAGGCGGACGUAUCCUCCAAUCGGUGAUUCGGCCGUAUCCCGCUAAAAUCGCAGGUAUACCCUUGAAAUUCGAUUACGAAGCCACCACUGGCAAGUUCGCGUUCGAAUGGGCGACGCCCGAUCCAUCUCAGACAUCGGUUGCUGCUGCCGCUUCGGUCUCGAGCCCUCCGUUGAACCUAGCUACACCGUCGACCGCGGAGACCCAGAUUUACGUGCCGUCCAUGGUUAUCCAUGGGCGCAAGCUCGUGGUCAAGGGCUUGCGGGACGGGGACACUCACCGUUACGUGGAGGAGCUGCAGACGUUGUUCGUCACGACGGAGGAUACCACGCCGGGAAGCGUGCAUAAGCUAGUGGUCGAGCUGGACCCGCCGCUCAAGGCGCCCUGGAUAGUAAACGAUUUCUGGACCGACUUCGGCGUAUGGGUCUGGACGGUGCUUGCUGCGAUCAUCUCCUUCAUCGUGUUCAGGGCUAUUGGGUGA
Punctularia strigosozonata HHB-11173 SS5 is the source of this 2349-nucleotide messenger RNA. RefSeq names its product glycoside hydrolase. Bases 1 to 2349 code for a protein of 782 amino acids. Gene Ontology annotation, biological process: carbohydrate metabolic process. The transcript has 13 exons. Lineage: Eukaryota; Fungi; Basidiomycota; Agaricomycetes; Corticiales; Punctulariaceae. The record is from RefSeq and is a predicted model, not a curated record. Gene Ontology annotation, molecular function: beta-glucosidase activity.